Messenger RNA from Podospora bellae-mahoneyi, 3029 nucleotides. RefSeq lists its product as uncharacterized. The record is from RefSeq and is a predicted model, not a curated record. Lineage: Eukaryota; Fungi; Ascomycota; Sordariomycetes; Sordariales; Podosporaceae. Bases 417 to 2642 code for a protein of 741 amino acids. The transcript is spliced from 2 exons. Gene Ontology annotation, biological process: positive regulation of proteasomal ubiquitin-dependent protein catabolic process; protein polyubiquitination; ubiquitin-dependent protein catabolic process. Gene Ontology annotation, cellular component: ubiquitin ligase complex; cytoplasm. Gene Ontology annotation, molecular function: ubiquitin protein ligase activity; ubiquitin conjugating enzyme binding; zinc ion binding.
CUCUCCUUUUCCAAACAACAGCAGAGAAUUGACCCGUCUCCAUCGCGCUGGCCCCAAAGCUCUCGGGCCGUGCCCGUGCGGAUAGACACAACUCUGGCAUUGCCUGCCGACUUGGCACGAUCGGCCAAGACAGCCCACCUGCAACCCAAGAGAGAGAGAAGAGGGUCCUCGCCCUUGUCCGGAAGCCGGAUUGGCAACUGCGAUAACCCCAUCCCCAUCCACUACCCCUCGACGGCGCUUCGAACAAGAACCAUAUGGGACCACUCAAGAGGUCAUUUUCGCAUGUCAUGCCUCGAAAACUCCCAGAAAACACCGUUUGAUCGGAUACGGUCCUGCUUGCUUUUCUUUCUUUUUCCUUUUUUUUUUUUAUAAAUUUCCUAUACUGGAAUAUUAAUUUGGUUUUUGCGGCAGCAGCCAUGGCGAUGGCUACCCUGUCGCCCAUCCUGAACAACCAAAUCUCGAAUCCUGGCAGCCCUGUCGUCACCACCACGGGCGGUGGCCCACCCGAGUUAAGCGAUAUCGAUUAUCUCCGCGAGGUCCUGGGGCAGCAGCAGCCGCCCGACGGCAAAACAGAGGCGGAUAUCGAGUCGGAACUUGCUGACAAGGCGGCGGCGUUGGGGAUAGAGCUGCCGAUUGAAGGGGGGGCGAGGUUGACGGUGGAGGAGCAGCUGUCGAGUGGUGGGUCGGAUGGUGCUUUUACUAGGCAGCAUGGGAGGACGGUGUCGUCGACGAGCUCGAACGAGACGGUUAACUCUGGUUCUGGUUCACCUGCGUCGCGCCACUCGAUAGUGCUGCCGGCAACGUUGACGGAGUCUGCUGCGAGGAGGAGGUCGAGGAGUUUGACUUUUUCGCAGUAUGAGAAGUAUCUAGGCCAGAUCAACCCUGCGCUGGAUCAGCCCAAGUUUAUGAGGCCGCAGCAUGACAAGACGGAGAGGUCGGUGGGGAUGUUGGUUAGGUCAGGGACGAGGAAGGGGGUGAUGGAUCUCAAGAGGAGCAUUGCUAGCAGGUUAAAGAGAAGGAGAGCUACACCUUCCUCUCUGACGCCCAUCCCCUGCAUCUGCUGCCGCGAAGACUUUUCCCGCGAAAACAACACCCUCCAAACCCUCCCGUGCGGCCACACCUACUGUCAAGAUUGUCUUGAAGUCAUGAUCGCCCAGUCCACCUCGGACGAGUCCAAAAUGCCUCCCCGCUGCUGCACCCAGCCCAUCCCCACCCCCAUCAUCAAGAACGUCCUCCCUCGUGACAAACAGCAGCUAUUCCUCAAAGCGGUCCAGCAGUACUCCACCCCCUGGGAAAACCGAAUCUUUUGCCCAAACACCACCUGCGGCGAGUUCAUCCCCCCCACCUCCAAAAUCGACCCGAAGCACCCGUUUGAAGCGGUGUGCAGGUACUGCCGGACGAGGGUUUGCGUCAUGUGCAAACGGAACGCGCACAGGCUGGGACAGGACUGUCCGUCUGAUAGGGAGCUGGACGCGGUGCUUAAGAUUGGGGAAUGUUCCGGGUGGAGGAGGUGCUACAAGUGCCGGACGUUGGUGGAGCUGGCGCAGGGGUGCACGCAUAUCACCUGUCGGUGCAAGGCGCAGUUUUGUUACAUUUGCGGUGCGGUCUGGGAUCCGUGCGUGGGGUGUCCGAAUUUUUGCAACGGGGAGGAGGAGCUGGAGCGGAGGAGGGUGGCGGAGGAGGCGAGGUUGGCGGAGCUGGAGGCGGAGGAGCUGGCGAGGGAGAAGUUGGCGGAGCAGGAGGAGAUGGAGCGGCAGGAGAGGGAGAGGAGGACACUGGAUAAUGUCGAGUUUAGGAUGUUGAAGAGAGAACAAGAGGCGGAGAUGCAUCGUUUCAGGGCCUUCGAGCUGGGGGCGAAGCAGAAGAUGAAGGAGAGGCACUCGAAAAAGAGGAUGGCGCUUGGGGAGAAGUAUGACGAGCUGACGGAGAAGAUGAGGGAGAGGCACGCCAAGACGGAGCAGCAUUUGGAGGAUCGGCAGGUGCUGGCCGAGUUUGAGCUGUUGGCGAGCUUGGAGGAGAAGGAGAAGAAGAUUAGGCUGAAGCUGAAGUAUAUGGAGGAUUAUUGCAGUGGGAGGCACCGGCCGUCGGCGAGUGAGCUGAGUGCGGAUCCGGAGGAGAGGAAGAUGCCGAGACGGGAGAUCACGAUGAAGGAUAGGGAACAGCUGAGGCAGCAGUACUGCAUACGGGAUGGGAUGGAGAGGAAGCAUCAGUCGCAGAUUAAUGUGUUGAGGGAGAAGCAAGCGAAGGCGCUGGAGGAGCUGAUUGGACGGCAUGAGAAGGAGAUGGAUGCGCUGAUGGACAGGCGAGCGGAAGAGAUUGAGGAUCUGGCGGUUGAGUUUACAAACGAGGAAGAAGAGAUGGUAGGGGUCUUUAGGGAGAGGAAGAGGAGGCUAGAGUGGAAGUGGGAGUUGGAGAUGGAGAUCCUUCGAGUGAGAAUGGAGAGAGAGCUGGGGGUCGCCUUCGCGAGACUUGGGGGGCCAAAGUGGCCUGAGGAACAACAGCUGGUCCUGCAGCAACAGCAAAUAGUAGCUGAGCACGAGCAGCAGCAGGAGUACAUAUUGCCUGUGGUGGCGGGGAUGGAGAGUAUCACGGUAGACGAGGUUCAGGUUGAGCCUGAAGCUGAGGUUGGGAUUGCGAAGUAAAUUUCCCUUUUCGAUUGACGCUACCAGACCACACCACACAUUUCUUUUUUCCUUUCUUGGAUUGGAUCGGAGUUUUAUCUUUACGAAACUUGCUUUUUCUUUGGGGGGGGUACGCUGUCAUCGCUUUGGCGUUUUUGCCUGUCUGUUUUGUUCGGUUUGUUUACCAUCUUAGGGCAUUUACAUUGGAAGAACGAUUGGGCGGGGUGUAUCGAUACCAUAAGGAACUGGGGCGUGGGAGGAAAGAAAGGAACUGGCUGACAUGGAAGGGUGGGAUUUGGUGGAAACGGAAAGAUCAAGGCGUAAUAUGGCACUGGGGGAAGUGUGAGCAAUGUGUUUUUAUUUUAGUUACAUUUUGAUACCUACCCUUACUUACCUAUGGAGAGGAAG